AUGGGCGGCGCCGCGGCGGGACCCUCAGGCCGGGCCCGACGCCCGUCCCCGCCCGCAGCCCCUCCUGCCUGCCUGGACCCGUGGCCAGGGGACCGGCCAGCACCUAGCCAGGCCCAGCCACCCGGCCAGGCCCAGCCACCCGGCCAGGCCCGCGGGCGCGCGCUCGGGACCUGUCUCUGUGACACACAAUCAGCGCAGACUGCAGCGCGGUCCAGCCCCGCCAGCCCGCCUUGGACACUUGGGCACCAGGAGGCUUCGCCGGCCCCGCUGGGCCAUGAAAUGAACAAAACGAUUUUCUGCCGGAGGAGGAAAAGCCCGCAUCGAGACCCCUCAGAGCGGAAUCCCACUCCUUCUGCGCCAGCCGGACUGCCCCCACUUUCUUGCCGGAAAAGGACGCCCGGCAUCUCCCUGCCUUGGCGCCGGGGCUCAGUAGGACCAGUUUCCGUCCUACCCGAGUUACGAACUCCAUGCUCCCAACCCCAGGCCCGACGCAGACUCAAUCAGCCAGUGGGUGGCAGGAAGGCGCUUCCGAGCGGGCGUCUGGGCCUGCUGCGGGUCUUGUCUGUCUCUCUGGCCCUGCCCCAGCCGGCCCGGCCCUCGCAGGCUCGCUUAGGGGAAGGGGCUUCCCCUUACCCUCGGGCCGCCCAGCCCCGUAGUUGCUCUCUCGGUAGCGGCGAUGCGCCCUGCAUGUCUCCUCACCCGUGGAUCAGACCGCAGAGGCAGCGCACUCGCUGCGCAUCGACCUCCCGGGCAGGCCGGGUUCACUGGUUGACGCUGCUGCGCUCCCCGUACCCCGCGCAGGCCAGAGGCCAAACCGCAGCAGCUGGACCUGGUGCGCCCGGUGGCGUGCGUUGGCUGUGUCCCGCAGCGGGCCUGCAGGUGGACGCGAGUGUCUCCCGCUGCCGCAGUGCCCGGGGCCCCACCGCUCCCCGCCCCCGCGCACAAGCCAAGGCCAACACGGCCGAGCCCGGGAGGCGCGCGCCCCCGCCUUCGCCCGUGCACGUGACGGGCUAA
Elephantulus edwardii (Cape elephant shrew) is the source of this 1014-nucleotide messenger RNA. RefSeq names its product skin secretory protein xP2-like. The record is from RefSeq and is a predicted model, not a curated record. Lineage: Eukaryota; Metazoa; Chordata; Mammalia; Macroscelidea; Macroscelididae. The transcript is spliced from 5 exons. The coding region runs from base 1 to 1014 and encodes 337 amino acids.